ACACAAGGCAUUGACCACAAUGCAUCUGACACCAAGGACCCAGAUAGUCCCUGCUGCAAGUAUCGAUACCUCCACAUUGCACCUGGGUAGUGCAGCAUCUUUGAGAUCUUCGAAGUUCACUCAAGCUCUCAUUGCUAGUAGAGGCACACCCACUCCCUCUUAGCAACCUCAAACCCCGGACAAUUAUACGAUACAAAUUUCACGAUUCUUAUCUUUAUUCCGCACUCGAUAGUCAGAGGCGGAAUCAGAACCCUCCUUCUCUCAACCUGGUUACGAUGGCAAAGAGGAAGAGCAAGGGAAACAAAACUCGCAAUGAACCACAAAGUACAGAGAAAAGUCCCUGUUCCAUUCCACCAGAGCUGGUCCCUACGAAGUCUACCAGUAAUGACAUCUGGUCCAUCUGGUCUAACGUUUCCAGGUCUGACUUUUGUGCAAUUUUGAGCCUUUCUAAAAAGCAGUGCGUACAUGUCCACAAUUUCUUCAUAUGCAGCCGCUCUGGUGAGACGUUGGGUGCUGGACAGGAUUGGGGAGCCAUCGAACUAAGAAGUAGCCUUCGUCGAGCUUUCGAAAGACUUCCCUUCAGUGAUUUAUACCUAUCAUUUGCAGAAAUCAAGGCGCAAGUCUACGGGCAAGAUUACUUCAGGUCCUACGAUGCUGCCGCCAUAGUCUUGGAUCUUAUUUCUCGCUACCGGAGCGAUCCAAUGUCGCUCACCUUGGACUUCAGAACAGCGAUGUCGCCGGCUAUAAGUCCAGAAAUGAUGAGUGAUAUUGGACGGAUGAAAGAGAUAGAAUUCGACUGAGACCACUUCAGAGAACUGUCUGUGUACUUUGAUGCGAAUGCCGGAGAUCUAUGCAUUGAUUUGCUACAACAAUUUGAACAUGGCGUUUGUAUGUUAUUUCCCUGGUUGUAGUUACUCUGAUAGACGUCUUCAUGCAUGGAAAGAUGCCUUC
This is a messenger RNA of Aspergillus heteromorphus CBS 117.55, 951 nucleotides long. RefSeq lists its product as uncharacterized. The transcript has a single exon. The coding region runs from base 276 to 800 and encodes 174 amino acids. NCBI's taxonomy places the organism in Eukaryota, Fungi, Ascomycota, Eurotiomycetes, Eurotiales, Aspergillaceae. The record is from RefSeq and is a predicted model, not a curated record.